This is a messenger RNA of Limanda limanda (common dab), 225 nucleotides long. It is a transcript of the gene pde6hb, whose product is annotated as phosphodiesterase 6H, cGMP-specific, cone, gamma, paralog b. Gene Ontology annotation, biological process: positive regulation of epidermal growth factor receptor signaling pathway; visual perception; positive regulation of G protein-coupled receptor signaling pathway. NCBI's taxonomy places the organism in Eukaryota, Metazoa, Chordata, Actinopteri, Pleuronectiformes, Pleuronectidae. The transcript has 2 exons. Gene Ontology annotation, molecular function: 3',5'-cyclic-nucleotide phosphodiesterase activity; cGMP binding. The record is from RefSeq and is a predicted model, not a curated record. Gene Ontology annotation, cellular component: photoreceptor outer segment membrane. Bases 1 to 225 code for a protein of 74 amino acids.
AUGUCAGACGUCGCCGUCGCAGCACCCGCCGACAAGAAGGCUCCCAAAUUCAAGGCCAGGGCCAUGCGCACCUUCAAGAGCAAGGCCCCUAAACCAGGCCAGAAGGGAUUCGGAGAUGACAUCCCCGGCAUGGAAGGUCUUGGCACAGACAUCACAGUGGUUUGCCCAUGGGAAGCCUUUGGCGACAUGGAGCUCAGCGACCUGGCAAAAUAUGGAAUUGUUUAG